AUGGGCACUCACUUAGCAGAGCUACCCGAUGAAGUGCUUCAGACCAUCUUGCAUUACCUCCCUCCAGUCUCAACAGUGGCCUUGCAGAAAACAUGCCGUCGUUUUGCCAAUGUUGCCAAUGAGCCAGUUAUCUGGAAGGCCUAUUGUCAGCGGGAAUUCCGGUGGUGGGACAGCGCGCAUGACAUCGAAGCCAGGUUCGAAGACGCCGCGACCACCGACUGGAAAGGCUUAUAUGCCCACCGCCAUCUCGCCGCUGCUGCCACUCGGCACGGCAUCAACAAGAUCAUCACCGAGGAGGUGGGCCGUCUGGACGUUCUCAAAGAAAUCCUCGACGAAGGCUAUGAUGCAAAGGAUACCUUGUUCGACAUGUUUUGGAAUGCUUCUUCCUCCGAGAACCACCUAGCACAGAAGUAUUGGUGUCACGCAACGCUGGGCUGUCUGCAUCGACUAGUCGCAGCAGAGGAAUGGGCCCAAAUGGACGCUGAGCCAGAUCCAAGAAACGACCAAUACGAAAGACCGCUGGCUGCCCUGGACAUGUUCAUCAUAGACGAGCGCGCCGAAGGAGACAUUGACGAUGUGAUUGCACGACUAGACUCGUACGCGGCAUCAGUGCACGCCGCACACCCAGACAUUGACGACAUGACACCACGACAGAAAGCCAUGGCUGUCGCAGCCCAUUUGCUGGAGAAGAAAUGGGUGGGCAUCCACGACGAUCGCGACUACCAUAGUUUGGACCACAUGUGGCUCGGGGUGGCGCUGUUCAGCUCGAACCGCAACUCGGUGCCUCUGAUAUCAGCAGUCAUCUACUGCUACGUGGCACGACAGUUCGGACUGCACGCGGCGCCAUGCAGCUAUCCAUUCCACGUGCAUGCCCUGGUCCAUCCGCCAGACGGGAUCGACCUGGAUGGCAACCCACUACCGGAAGGAUACCAGUCAGGGGACGACAACGACUUCCACACCAUAGGGACGGACGACUAUCCUUUGACAAAUCUAUACAUGGACCCGUUCCGCAGCGCAGAACCCGUGCCACUCGAGAGACUCCAAACACAACUGCAAUUCAUCAGUCCGCAUUCAACAAGCGACCAGGUAGCAUCAUACCUAUCGGCAGCGCCGCCACGCAGCCUCCUCACCCGCACAGCACACAACAUCCUAGCCGCGCCGUCUCACUACGCAGGAGCCCCACUGCAUCCGAUCGACCGACACCGCGCUACCUACGCGGCACUGUUAUCUCUAGUAAUGGUGCCAGCAACGCACAUGAGCGCGACACACAUACGCCAACAUCUGUCGGUGCUAACGUCCCAUUUCCUCGAGUAUUUCGACCUUGACGUCCAUCUUUUCGAGACAUACAUAUUGCCUCGUGCAUCUGUGCUUCCCGACGCUCGCGCGUACCGGAACCUGCUGUAUCAGCUGAAAGAUUCUGACCACGAAUCCCGCCCGGCAAAGUACCGUUCCGACCCCCGUAACUUCGUGGUCAGGUACUGCGUAGGCCAGAUCUUUCGGCACCGUCGUCGCGGCUAUCUCGCCGUCAUUUAUGGGUGGGAUCCCUACUGUCGCAUGCAGGAGCAAUGGAUCCAUAUGAACCAAGUCGAUCGAUUGCCCAAUGGCCGUCAUCAACCAUUUUACAAUGUUCUGGUUGAAGAUGAGUCGACUCGCUACGUCGCCGAGGAGAAUAUUGUCCUAUUGCAACGUCAUGAGAUUCAAGAGGACAAUAUUAUCGAUGCGUUUCCCAUCGAGAUCGGAAAGUGGUUCAAGCGAUUUGAUGCCCAGUCUGGCAUGUUUGUCAGUAAUGUCCGUGACGAGUAUCCCGAGGAUUAG
Molecule: messenger RNA, 1815 nt
Organism: Exophiala dermatitidis NIH/UT8656
Lineage: Eukaryota; Fungi; Ascomycota; Eurotiomycetes; Chaetothyriales; Herpotrichiellaceae
Product: F-box protein 21
Exons: 3
Coding region: 1-1815 (604 amino acids)
Molecular function (GO): protein binding; DNA binding
Source: RefSeq, a predicted model, not a curated record